UAGGAGGCUGAAUACGAAUGCCAGGCAGAUAGACAGCAGCAGGCUGUGAGCUGGGCCUGAGAAGCGGCUGCUAGCUCAGCAGAGUGCUGAGGGCUUGGGCUAGAUUAUAGAACUGCAGUCAGAGUAAUCAAAGGCAGGACUGGCAGGCUGCUGAGCACUUGUCUCCCUCAAUCGCCACUGGGAGACGAGUUGACACAGCAGGACAAGUUGCUAUAGCAGUGUGGACUACAGUAGGAGUCUAUUUUGGUCCUGCCGUCAGAUGACGAUGUCACCUUGCACAAGUGGCAGUGCUGGUGAGGGGGAACAGGUUGCCUGAAGUGGGCUUCAAAAGUAUGUCAGGGGUGGAUAAGGACGAGGAACCUGCUUACAGACUGUACUUCUAUUCUGCAUCUUUUCAGCGCUCCAACAGCCAUGACAAGGUGAGAAAGAUUGUUGCAGAAGAAGGCCGUGCUGCUCGAAACCUCAUAGCUUGGAGCGUACCCCUGGAAAACAAAGAGGAGGAAGCAAAGUCCAAAAGCAACUCCAGUGGGAAUUCGAGGGCACAGAGGAUCAAUUCUGGACAACAAAGGAAUAAGAAACAGAAUGCUGCCAUUGAAAAUAAAGGGACAGCUGGUGCCUUAUUGGAUAAGGGAGUGGAAAAGAGUCCUACAAAAACCAGACAGCCCCGCAAAGUGGACCUGCGAGCACGCUACUGGGCAUUUCUCUUCGACAACCUUCGUCGAGCUGUGGAUGAGAUAUAUGUCACCUGUGAAUCUGAUCAGAGUGUUUUGGAAUGCAAGGAGGUGUUGAUGAUGUUGGACAACUACGUGCGGGAUUUUAAAGCUCUCAUCGACUGGAUUCAGCUUCAGGAGAAGCUGGAGAAAACAGAUGCCCAGAACAGACCCACCUCUUUGGCAUGGGAGGUGCGCAAAAUGUCCCCCGGGCGGCAUGUGAUGCCAAGCCCCUCUGCGGACCGAAUGGUUCCCUCUCCAGGUGCACGCCGCACCCUGAACUUUGGUGGUCCUCCACCAACUCUGGCUGCAGCUCGGCUGUCGCACACAGGCCCCAGCUGGGCCGACAGAGUAAAGUGUAAUCAGUCAGCACCUAGCGCAAGUCAACCCGUCACCUACCCAAUAGAAAAACCAGGUAAAAAAGAUGCUGAGGGCUGGGAGACCGUCCAGCGGGGACGUACUGCCAAGCCUCGUUCCGCUGCCAUAGUUGCCAAGGCCAGUCCCGUCUUGGCUCAUGUCACCCCGAAACAGGACUGCACCAAGGAGAACCAGUCAUAUCUGCCACCACAGGAAGAGCAAACGCCACGUCAGAGUCCCCCUGACAAGGACACGACCCAGACGGACACUCAACAUCAAGCCCCUGCUGAGCCUGAGCCUCUGGAGGUGGUUGAACAUCCAGAGAAUGGGCACAUGAUGGAGCCCCCAGCAGAGAGUGUACAAGACUCAGGGCAGUGUGUCGACGCACCCUGUGAAGACGCGCCUCCCCCAAUAGCAGUUCCUACCACUUCCCAAGCCCCAGAGUCCACACCAUCCUCAGCCACAGACCCACCCACAGACAUUGCCUUAUCAGUCCCAGUCCCAGUCCCUGCUCUGGCUGUAUCCCAAUCCUCAGAUCUUCCCCAGACGGAUGGGCUCGGUGCACUGUUGGCCUUGGGGGACAGUGGGGCAGAGGGGGGCGCGUCGCAGGGCAUGGCCACAUCUGCUCCAGGACAUGCUGAGACUCCCAUGGCAGCGGUGAAACUGGAGAGUGUGCUGGACCCCACAGAGCUUUCUACUCCGCAGUCCAUGGCAGAAGUUUUGGCCAAGAAAGAGGAGCUGGCUGAUCGUCUGGAGAAAGCCAAUGAGGAGGCAAUUGCCAGUGCCAUUGCUGAGGAAGAGCAGCUGACAAGAGAGAUUCAGGCUGAGAACAAUGAGCUGGAGACUGAUAACGAAAGUGAUUUCUCUGUUAGCAUCAGCAAUGGAGUCUGUGGAGUUAAUAUGGAUUGGAGUGACAUGCUGGCAGAUUAUGAUGCCCGGGAGCCUUGGAGGCAGAGCACAUCAUGGGGAGAUAUAGUAGAAGAAGAGCCUUCUCGGCCUCCUGGGCAUGGGAUUCAUAUGCAUGAAAAACUGUCUUCACCAUCACGGAAAAGAACCAUUGCAGAGUCAAAGAAGAAACAUGAGGAGAAACAGCUGAAGGCGCAGCAGCUGAGGGACAAACUCCGUGAAGAAAAGACGCUCAAACUGCAGAAGCUUUUGGAGAGAGAGAAGGAGGUGAGGAAAUGGAAGGAGGAGCUGCUGGAGCAACGCCGAAGGAUGAUGGAGGAAAAACUGUUACAUGCAGAGUUUAAGCGAGAGUUGCAACUUCAGGCAAUAGUGAAGAAGGCACAAGAGGAAGAGGCCAAGGUGAAUGAAAUCGCCUUCAUCAAUACCCUGGAGGCCCAAAACAAGAGGCAUGAUACUCUGGCCAAGUUAAAUGAAUAUGAACAACGCCUUAAUGAGCUCCAGGAGGAGAGACAGAGGAGACAAGAGGAGAAGCAAGCCAGAGAUGAAGCUGUGCAGGAGCGUAAGCGGCUCCUAGAAGCAGAGCGACAAGCAAGGGUGGAGGAACUGCUGAUGCGGAGGAAGGAACAGGAGGCUCGUAUUGAACAGCAAAGGCAGGAAAAAGAGAAGGCCAGAGAAGAUGCAGCACGGGAAAGAGCCAGAGACCGAGAAGAACGUCUGGCUGCUCUUAGUGCUGCUCAACAGGAGGCUAUGGAGGAACUGCAGAAGAAAAUUCAGAUGAAGCAUGAUGAAAGCAGCCGUAGGCAUAUGGAGCAAAUUGAACAGAGGAAAGAAAAGGCUGCUGAGCUCAGCAGUGGUCGACAUGCUAACACAGACUACGCCCCCAAACUGACACCCUAUGAGCGCAAAAAACAGUGCUCUCUGUGUUGUGUUGUGAUCACCUCAGAGGUGCACCUGUUCAGCCACACCAAGGGCAAGAGGCACCAACAGGCAGUGCGAGACAGUAGCAGCAUCCAGGGACGGGAGCUCUCGGAUGAGGAAGUGGAGCAUCUAUCCUUGAAGAAAUACAUUGUGGAUAUUGUGACUGACGGCUCUGUUUCCUCUGAGAGCGUGAAGGAUGGAGAAGAAAAGCAGAAGGCACGAAAGAAAGCAAAGAAACUCCGUGCCAGGAUGAAUUCCAGGGCGAAGGAAUAUGAGACGUCAAUGGAGGCAAAGACACAAGUCCCCGACUCCCCAUACAAGGCUAAGUUGCAGCGCCUGGUGAAGGACCUGUUGAAGCAGCUGCAGGGCCAAGACAGCGGACAGUGGGCCAACAACAAAGUUUCUGGUCUGGACAGAACCUUAGGAGAGAUUUCACGUAUCUUAGAGAAACAGAACAAUGCCGACCAAGUGGCCUUCCAAGUGGGCGGUGGUCUAUCAGCUCUGGAACAAAUUCUGCAGGUCAUCACUGCUGGGUCCACGCCCACUGCAGUCACUCGUAUUCCUCUCAAAUCCCUCUGUGCUGCUGUAAAUACCUACUACCUGGCAUGCUCUUGCUGCUCUGUUAACUGUUCCUAUGUGCUGUUCAGUAACAAGAUCGCACUCCUCAUGGACCUGUUGCUGCAUCAGUUAACACUGUAUGUCCCAGAUGAAGACAAGUCCCUUUUUGUGCGAAGCGUCAACAAACAGGUCUUUGAAGGUCUGACUACAGGCCUGCUGCAGACCAUUGCUACCAUCCUGGGGUCCCUGUGGCCACACAUCUCUGAGGCGGGCGAGAACAUAAGGAUUUCCUCCCCUGAUGCCAAGGUCAAGAGCUCUGCCACAGAGUCCUUCAACACUCGUACACAAGACCUAAUCAGCUACAUUGUAAACAUGGGCUUGAUCGACAAGCUGUAUGGGUGCUUCCUAUCUGUUCAAGGUCCUGUAGAUGAGUACCCCAAGAUGUCUGCCUUCCUUCAGCAAGCCUCAGCUCUACUGCACAGCAUGUGUAAUCUGUGCUUUGUUGUAACCGGGCGUGCUCCCACAAUAUUUGACAACAAGCGGCAGGAUCCCACUGGAUUGACGGCCCUGCUGCAGUCCACAGACCUGGUGGGAGUUGUCCAUACCCUCUACUGCAUCCUUCUGCACAGUUUCGUGCCCGAGUCUUCUUCCCAAAGUCAGGAACCCUACGGCCCUGGGGUCAUCCAGGUGGCUUUGCAAGGCAUCCGCUUCCUCAACAGUUUUGCCCUCCUCGACCUGUCGGCCUUUCAGUCUGUCCUAGGAGCUGAAGGCUUGUCUCUUGCUUUCCGACACAUCGUCAGCUCCCUGCUCUGGUACUGUACCCAGCAGUCCUCUGAAGAGCUACUGCACGAAGUUAUCAUCUGUGUAGGAUACUUCACUGUUAACCACCCUGAUAACCAGGUGAUAGUGCAGUCUGGCCGCCAGCCCAGCGUGCUGCAGAAACUGUGUCAGCUGCCCUUCCAGUACUUCAGCCACCCGCGCCUCAUCAGGGUGCUCUUCCCCUCCCUCAUCUCCGCGUGCUACAACAACUCUCAGAACAAGGUCAUCCUGCAGCAGGAGAUGAGCUGCAUUCUGCUCGCCUCAUUCAUUCAGGACUGUGCUGCAAAUGAAAAAGAGUCUGACAACAAAACAAAGCAAGCAGUUUCCCAGCCUCUGGAUUACUGUGAGUUGUCCAACCGCUUUCCAAGAGAUCAGUGGGACUCAGCACUGCAGUUUUUUCUCAAGAAGCAGGAGGAGUGAUGGAGGUGCCCACUGUCCUCAGGGCGGAUAAGCACACUGUAAACACUACAGAACUGACUGACGUGAUGUCCACCGUGCUGAGUUUACCGAGUUAAAGUCAAACACGUGUAAAAAGUUUGCUCUUCAGAUUCACAGAAAAAUUGUGAAGCCUUACUUUGUCAGUUCCAUCUGUUUUGAUUUCUUAGAAAUCAUUUUGAUGUUUAUAAGAAAUUUGCACAAAAUGUAUUGUUUGUAUAUUACAGUUAAAAAAAGCGCACAACUAUUCCAUUUAAUGUCUAUGUUUGUCUUUGUUCUAUAGAUGAAAUUAGAUCCGUUUUCAAAUACAAGUCUGAAAAGUUGUACUUAAACUGUAAUGACUUAUUUGCCAAACAUUUUCAUGUACUGUUCAUGUUAAUUUAUUGUAUUUGUGUUAUUUUUGAAUGUUAAUGACCAGAGUGUUAUCUCUAGUCUAUUGCAAGUUGAAAGUUACAUAACCUGCCUUGUUUGAAAAUAUAAAUGUAAAGCGUUAUAUUUUCAGGCUCACAUCUUUUUUUUUCUUUUUCCCUCUUUGAUGGGAGGCACCUUCAGAUGAACCUAAUUUAUUGUUAUUUACUCUCAUUCUGUAAAAUAAAAUACUUAUCCUUCUAAA
This is a messenger RNA of Sphaeramia orbicularis (orbiculate cardinalfish), 5316 nucleotides long. RefSeq names its product S-phase cyclin A-associated protein in the ER (gene scaper). The transcript has 31 exons. NCBI's taxonomy places the organism in Eukaryota, Metazoa, Chordata, Actinopteri, Kurtiformes, Apogonidae. Gene Ontology annotation, molecular function: zinc ion binding; nucleic acid binding. Bases 333 to 4688 code for a protein of 1451 amino acids. The record is from RefSeq and is a predicted model, not a curated record.